CUUCCGGUAGGCAUCUAGGCUUCUCGUGGGCUUCUCGGGCGUCAAAAUGUCGCUCGUGGCUGGGGUUAUUCGGCGGCUGGAUGAGACCGUGGUGAACCGCAUCGCAGCGGGAGAAGUUAUCCAGCGGCCUGCUAAUGCCAUCAAAGAGAUGAUUGAAAACUGUUUAGAUGCAAAGUCCACAAGUAUUCAAGUGGUCGUUAAAGAGGGAGGUCUAAAGUUAAUUCAGAUCCAAGACAAUGGCACUGGAAUCAGGAAAGAAGAUCUGGAAAUUGUGUGCGAGAGAUUCACAACAAGUAAACUGCAAUCCUUUGAGGAUUUAGCCACUAUUUCUACUUAUGGCUUUCGGGGUGAGGCUUUGGCCAGCAUAAGCCAUGUGGCUCACGUUACCAUUACAACCAAAACAGCUGAUGGAAAGUGUGCAUACAGAGCAAGUUACUCAGAUGGAAAGAUGAAAGCUUCUCCUAAACCAUGUGCAGGCAAUCAGGGGACCCAGAUCACGGUGGAGGACCUUUUUUAUAACAUAACCACAAGAAGGAAAGCUUUAAAAAAUCCAAGUGAAGAGUAUGGGAAAAUUUUGGAAGUUGUUGGCAGGUAUUCAAUACACAACUCAGGCGUUAGUUUCUCAGUUAAGAAACAAGGCGAGACAGUUGCUGACAUCAGAACACUAUCCAGUGCCACAAUUGUGGACAAUAUUCGCUCCAUCUUUGGAAAUGCUGUUAGCCGAGAACUGAUAGAAGUUGGAUGUGAGGAUAAAACCCUGGCUUUCAAAAUGAAUGGCUACAUAUCUAAUGCAAACUACUCAGUGAAGAAGUGCAUUUUCUUACUCUUCAUCAACCAUCGUCUGGUAGAAUCAACUUCAUUGAGAAAAGCCAUAGAAACGGUGUAUGCAGCAUAUUUGCCCAAAAACACACACCCAUUCCUAUACCUCAGUUUAGAAAUCAGCCCCCAGAAUGUGGAUGUCAAUGUGCACCCUACAAAACAUGAAGUUCACUUCCUGCAUGAGGAGAGCAUCCUGGAGCGGGUGCAGCAACACAUUGAGAGCAAGCUCCUGGGUGCCAACUCGUCCAGGAUGUACUUCACUCAGACUUUGCUACCAGGACUUGCCGGUUCCUCUGGGGAGAUAGUUAAAUCUACACCAGGUGUGACCCCCUCAUCUACUUCUGGAAGUGGUGACAAGGUCUAUGCUUAUCAGAUGGUCCGUACAGAUUCCCGGGAACAGAAGCUCGAUGCCUUUCUGCAGCCUGUGAGCAAGGCCCUGCCCAGUCAGCCCCAGGCUGUUGACCCAGGGGAUAAAACAGAUGGUUCUAGUUGCAAAGCUGGGCAGCAAGAUGAAGACAUGCUUGAAAUCCCAGCCCUUGGUGAAGUGGCUGCCAAGAGUCAGAACACAGAGGGGGAUGCAAACAAGGGUGCUUUAGAAACAGCAGAAAAGAGAGCACCCACUUCUAGCCCAGGCAACCCCAGAAAGAGACAUCGGGAAGACUCUGAUGUGGAAAUGAUGGAAAGUGGUUCCCAGAAGGAAAUGACAGCAGCUUGUACCCCUCGGAGAAGGAUCAUUAACCUCACUAGUGUUUUGAGUCUCCAGGAAGAAAUUAAUGAGCGGCGACAUGAGACUCUCCGGGAGAUGCUCCAAAACCACUCCUUUGUGGGCUGUGUGAAUCCUCAGUGGGCCUUGGCCCAGCAUCAGACCAAGUUGUAUCUUCUCAACACCACCAAGCUUAGUGAAGAACUGUUCUACCAGAUACUCAUUUAUGACUUUGCCAAUUUUGGUGUUCUAAGGUUAUCGGAGCCAGCACCACUCUUUGACCUUGCCAUGCUUGCCUUAGGAAGUCCUGAGAGUGGCUGGACUGAGGAAGAUGGUCCCAAAGAAGGACUUGCUGAAUACAUAGUUGAGUUUCUGAAAAAGAAAGCUGAAAUGCUGGCAGACUAUUUCUCUUUGGAAAUUGAUGAGGAAGGGAACCUGAUUGGAUUACCCCUUCUGAUUGACAACUAUGUGCCCCCUUUGGAAGGAUUGCCUAUCUUUAUUCUUCGACUAGCCACAGAGGUAAAUUGGGAUGAAGAAAAGGAAUGUUUUGAAAGCCUCAGUAAAGAAUGUGCUAUGUUUUACUCCAUCCGGAAGCAGUAUGUAUCAGAGGAGUCGACCCUCUCAAGCCAGCAGGAAUCCCAAAAGAAGUCUGAAAGCCAUUGCAAAUCUGAUAGUGCUCUUCAGGGACCAUUAAGAAUUCUGAAAAGAUCUUGAAGGUUUCCUAGAUCAUUCUCUGAUUCUUCCUGUAUUCUGGUAAAUUUCUAUUAAGUGCUAUAUAUGUGUGUGUGUCAGUCCAGAUGCCUAUUAAAAGAAGACUUGAACAAGUAAAAGACUGUUAACAUCAGCUAUUGAGAAAGGCUGAAUUAAGAAUCUGUAUCCCGGGCUGGAGAUUUAGCUCAGUGGUUUUGCCUCCUGCUGCACAAGCACAGGGACCCAAGUUCGAUCCCUGGUACCAGAAAAACAAACAAACCAAACAAACCAAAAAAAAGAAUCUGUAUCCCUUCGAUCUCUGGUUCCCAAAAACAGAAGAAUCUGUAUCUUCAGUAACCAAAGCUAAUUUAUUAAGACAAAAACUUGAGGGAAGAAAAUAGUCCUAAUCCAUUCUCUUACUGGUAUAAACGUUUUGAGUUGGUCUACUCUCUUAAUGGCUAUGACUACUAGCCACUUAAGAAAUUUCUAGGCAUUCUUGUUUGAAGAAUAAUGUAAAAGUAUAUAUUUAAACUCCUAAGUGCCAAAAUAUGCCACCUUAAUAUUAACCUACAUUGAUAGAAAUAGAGCCUUCAGCACAGGAAGACUGCCUGAAGUUUUAAUAUAAAAUACAGGUACAGUGGUUUCUUAGUUCACAAACUUAGUUCUUUCUACAAUUUAGUCGGAAACUGAAUUGUGUGACAAAUUCACUGGUUAGGCGCAGUGUUGACAUUAUGGGGAAAUCUGAUUCAGUUCUCAUCCAAUUUGGUUUGCAACUAGAUGUAUGGAAAGAAUUAAGUUCAUGAACUGAAGUACCACUGUAAGAGGACUCAAUAAAGUUCUGUAGAAAAGAACAAAAUAUGAAGCCGUUUCAUAUGAAAGACUGGGACAACAGAAUGGAAGCAACACAUUUGUCAUGCUAUAAAAAAGGCAAGAUCAGUUUCUGGCAGUUAAAACUCUGAACAGCAGACUGGGGCAUUUCAGAAAUGAGGCUCCAUGAGCCCAGGGGGUGCACAGGCAAGUGACCUUGAGUGUGGUUUCCCAGGGGAGAGAUGGACCACACUGUGUUAAUUCCAGUUGGGGGACGGGAGGGUAAAUCUUCAUUUUCAGAACAUCCUCUCACCCACCACCAGCCACGCAACUGUUCUCAUGAUUAGAAAAUUUUCAGGAAGUCAGUUCACUUCAAGAGAUUGGUUUCCAUAUCUUUUAAAUGAAGGGCUAAUUACUCUAAAGAAGGGAACAAUUAUUGAAGAUUUAUUCACUUCUGAGUUUAUUAUCUAGUUUCAAGUCUAGUUUUAUUAUCUUAAAUGGCCUUAAUUCAUUAAAGUUUUCCCCAAUAUAUUUUGUCUAAGCAUUUGAAGCUACAUAAUCAUUUCCAUAAAACCACCUUGAUUCUGACAGCAGAAGAACAUCACAAACCCUGCAAAGUGGAUAUAUUUAUAACUUGAUGAUUAAAAACAAAACUAACUUCAAGUUGGGUGCCUUUAGAUGAAAAGUUCUUAGAAGAAAAAAUUCUAUAUUCUAUAUUAUUUUUCCUUCAGAGAGAAAAGAGCAGCAAGACAGGAGGGAUAUAGUUACCAUGAUUUGCUUUUAAAGGCUCCUGUAUCAAAAUAAAUGUCAGCAGCCAAUCAUGGUUGGCAAAAGUGUGUUUAAUAGAAUCUUCAGGCAGAUUUCCUACCUGCCUGCCCUGCCCCUCCCUCCACCUUAGGGCCGUAAGAUGUCUGAGGUUUCAUUUCACAAAUAAGCAGCAGAUGAAAAUACUUUACAAGGUACAGCACAGUGGAUAUGGAAGACUAAGGACCCGACUCUUGCUUUAAGAGUAAAAAGUCUUGGACUUCCCUGCCCCAUGCAGUGAAGCAAGUUUUAUAUACACUGCCCAUGUAUUCUAACAUUUUCUUAUAUAAAUUUAAAUAUUUUACAAAACAAGGUUUUUUUCUCGCCAAACAAAUUUGAGUGAAAUGCAGAUUCUCAACCUGUGAAGUUGUUUUCUUCACUAAAAUAUAAAUGCUGAUAGGAAGGGUAAAUGUCUGUUGCCCACUGGAGGUCACUGAAGUCUGCACCGCACUGUGCAGAAGGCACUUGUGUUUUCUGAGGUCUCCAGCAAGUGUCUCAGUGAGCACUCAGAAUUGCUGUUCUCCAGACCCCAGCCAAGGCCUCCGAGUGCCCAAUCACUGAGGCAUCUG
Molecule: messenger RNA, 4392 nt
Organism: Heterocephalus glaber (naked mole-rat)
Lineage: Eukaryota; Metazoa; Chordata; Mammalia; Rodentia; Bathyergidae
Gene: Mlh1
Product: mutL homolog 1
Biological process (GO): somatic hypermutation of immunoglobulin genes; mismatch repair
Cellular component (GO): MutLalpha complex
Molecular function (GO): ATP-dependent DNA damage sensor activity; ATP binding; ATP hydrolysis activity
Source: RefSeq, a predicted model, not a curated record